AUGGCUCCGUCCUCUACCACCGUCGUCAUCUCGGGCGUCCGCCACCUCGAUAGUUCGGAGAAGGCAAUGGCCGACGAUCUUCUGCGAGCUCUUCGACACCACAAUUGUCCCAAGCCUUACGAUGCAAGGCUCUUCCCGGAGGAGAACACCUGCGAGCUCAUCCUCCAGAAGAUGUCAAAGGCCGCCUACGAAAACAUCCCCAUCAGCGACACCCAGCGUUGGUCUUUCUGGGCCAUGGUCUUUGCAAACGGAUGGGAUACCGCCAGCCCCAACCCGCGUCCCGCUAGCCUUGGCGCCCGGACUCUCGCCGAAGCUGCCUACUUCGUUGGCAAGAUUAUUCGCGACGCUCCUUCCAUUGAUAUCGAUGACAUGGCCAUGAAAGAGCACUUCAUCGGCGACCAGGACCAGCCCAUUGCCGGAACCUUCGAGGGCAGCGACGAGUACAUCAUCCCCAAGGGCCAGAAGGUCACCAAGAAGGACGACGACAAGGCCGGCACCACUGACAACGAUGACGAGACCGACACCGAAGCCACCGACACGGUUCCUGAUCAUCGCCGCGCCGGCCAGCCUUCUGCCAUCAAGCCGUUCUUGGACUGGCCGGAUGACGGCGUCUGGUACUUCUGGGUCGAUAGAGAGGGUGGCCACCUUGAGCCUGCCGAUGUGGCUCUGGUUCGCGACAUGGACCUGGAGGACGUCAAGGACAAGGUCCGGGAGCACUAUGACAAGAACGAGAUCAGGCGUGUUGGAGACUGGAACAGGGACAUGGUGAUCUGGAUGGUUCGUGAGCGCCUUAUUUCCGCUGCCAAGUCGAAGAGCGCUGGAAAGAAGUUCAAUGUCAAGGUGCACGCCAGGAAGGAGAACUUGGAUGAUCUCCAGCAGAUUCGCACCUGCCUGGCCGAGGUCGAGGAUGAGUCUCGCCCUGCUCUGAACGUCCGUCUCUCGGCCUACAACGUCAAGCACGGCUUGCCUUCCCUCCCUACUAUGCCCUCCUGCGCCUGA
Molecule: messenger RNA, 999 nt
Organism: Colletotrichum karsti
Lineage: Eukaryota; Fungi; Ascomycota; Sordariomycetes; Glomerellales; Glomerellaceae
Exons: 1
Coding region: 1-999 (332 amino acids)
Source: RefSeq, a predicted model, not a curated record